Glycine soja is the source of this 315-nucleotide messenger RNA. RefSeq names its product outer envelope pore protein 24A, chloroplastic-like. NCBI's taxonomy places the organism in Eukaryota, Viridiplantae, Streptophyta, Magnoliopsida, Fabales, Fabaceae. Gene Ontology annotation, biological process: regulation of monoatomic ion transmembrane transport. The record is from RefSeq and is a predicted model, not a curated record. The transcript has 2 exons. The coding region runs from base 1 to 315 and encodes 104 amino acids. Gene Ontology annotation, molecular function: voltage-gated monoatomic cation channel activity.
AUGAACACGGUUGUGAUCGGGGAGAAGCCAUUGAAGUUUAGUUACGAACACAGCAGGGGCAACAAUACAACCCUUUUGGAGGGAACCUUUGAGUUGGAUCCUGCGAACAAGGUUUCGGUUAAUUACGCGUUUGACUCAAAAAUCUGCAAGUUGAAGUACACUUAUGUUCAUGAGGAGUUGACAACAUUUGAACCUACCUAUGACAUGGCUAAGAAUACGUGGGACUUUGCAACGAUUGCAGCAUCCGUUAAAUUGGUUGAGAAAUUGAAAACUCCCACACUUACUGCUGAGACUACAUGGAACUUUAAGAUGUAG